Molecule: messenger RNA, 531 nt
Organism: Malania oleifera
Lineage: Eukaryota; Viridiplantae; Streptophyta; Magnoliopsida; Santalales; Ximeniaceae
Product: pectinesterase inhibitor-like
Exons: 2
Coding region: 1-531 (176 amino acids)
Biological process (GO): negative regulation of catalytic activity
Molecular function (GO): enzyme inhibitor activity
Source: RefSeq, a predicted model, not a curated record
AUGGUGGCUGAAGUUGGUGAGAUUUUGGUGAGGUUGCUGCCAACUCCAACCCAAAUUCAACAGAGUGGAGUGGAUUUAAUAAUUAAAACAUGUAACCACACAAGUAAUCCUAAUAUUUGUGUUGAAUAUCUACGAUCCGACCCUCAAAGCUUGACUGUCGAUGUCAAAGGGCUCGCUCGCAUACUCCUCGAGAUGGCUUCGAAAAAUGCUAAUGAUACUGCAGAAGCUAUUGAAAAGCAAUUCAAGAAAAACACUGACCCUAUAUUGACACAGUGCUUUGAAAUUUGCAUCAGUGUCUAUAAGCUUGCUGUGGAAGAUCUCCCAAAUGAAAUCAGCAGCCUGGAUUCUAAUUUACUUGCCGAUGCAUUAACUCUUGCAGGAUAUGCAAGUGAAGAUGCAGAAGAAUGUGAAAAGGUAUUUGUAAGGCCACCAAAUCCUACAAAGUCACCAUUUACCAAGCAAAACAAAGUUGUGGAUAAUCUCUCAACACUUGCUGUAGAAAUUAUUUCUGUCUUGCCCCAAUCAGGUUGA